UAUGUGACCUGUCGUGCUUGGCCUUUAAAAAAUAAGGCACUCCGCGUGAAGCCUAUGCACGGAGUUUUUUAACCGAAGAGCCCUUGGCAUUUUUCAUUACCAAAAUUAUACUGGAUGCUAUAUCCAGUGGAUCCGUUUUAAGCCUAAAAGUUCACGUCCUAGUUUACUACAUGAAAUAUAAGUACUUACAGCAUUCGGUCAUUGUUUAUUGAAGCUUUUUAAACCCUUCCGCGGAAGCGUACUUUAAAAUAGAAGUCCUCGUAAAGUCUUCUUUUUCUACUACUUUACAUAUUCGCAGUCCAAAGUUUGUCUCCAUUCUUCCACGAGUAACCAGCCACUCCACUACGUAUUUAGCACUCCCUGGCCAACAGAAAUGGGUUCAGCAAAUCCACUCCCACCCAACUUUGGUGCUGAUCUAGCCCAACAAAUCCGUGAGACCAUUCAAGCCAGCCUUGGAGGAGCAGGACUACGAGGUCGAGGUCAAGGUCAAGGUCGACCACGCCCACCUCCAAGUGCAUCAUCGGGCCAACCCCAAUCUGGUACCACCGGAACAAGUGAGGGGGGUCACCAUUUCGAGCAAUGUACGGGAGACAUUACGCUGACCACCCAAGUUUUGGACAGGAAGCCAUUGACUCCGGAGGAGGAAGCUCGAGCACGACGUGGUGCUGCUCGGCUUGCACGGUAUGAAACCCCCGAAACCAUCGAUAUGACGGAUCAACAAUUAAAACGACUCGUCUUGUUGGAGAAGCUGCGAAAUUUGAGGGGAGAGAGACUCCGAGGGGGCAAUGCUUCACCGCAACAAGAGCGAGCUAACGCUAACGUUGCAGGCGGUGGUAUUGCACCUGGUGUUGUAGGCGCUGAUAUGACCGGUCAUGACGAGGAUGGUCUGGACACCGACAGUGAUUAAUUUCUUACUGGAUAGUAGUAAAUCCUUUCACAAUAAUAAUUUUCGUACUCUUUCAAAAAUCUCUAGGAAACCGAUUAUCCUAUGACGCGUAAUUUAUUAUUUCUUACAAAACUAGUACAUAUAUACUUCUUGGCAAUUACAUAUAUGUAUACUGAAAUACUGAAAAGUAGUUCUUGUGAAGGUAAUUUGCUAUAUUUUGGAAUAAAUGAAGUUUGACAUA
This is a messenger RNA of Folsomia candida, 1127 nucleotides long. RefSeq lists its product as uncharacterized. Bases 374 to 907 code for a protein of 177 amino acids. The transcript is spliced from 2 exons. NCBI's taxonomy places the organism in Eukaryota, Metazoa, Arthropoda, Collembola, Entomobryomorpha, Isotomidae. The record is from RefSeq and is a predicted model, not a curated record.